GUGAACUUGAGGCUCGACAUCAGGCCAAAACUUGUUUUCUCACCAUCGACACCGCGUUUCCGCAGUUUCCUGGUGCCGAGAUGUGGAAUCCACCAAAUGGGAUCAGUGAAGAUUGCCUGAAUAUGAACAUCUGGGUGCCUGCGAAUCACGACGGCUCUGUUCUUGUGUGGAUCUUCGGAGGAGGUUUCUUCAGUGGUUCACCCUCUCUUGAUCUCUAUGACGGCACUGCAUUGGCAGCUAUAAAGCACACGAUCGUUGUGAACAUCAAUUACCGUUUGGGACCAUUUGGUUUCCUUUACCUUGGCGACGAUUCACCCGUGCCAGGCAAUAUGGGCCUGUUGGAUCAGCAAGCUGCACUGCGUUGGUUGCAUGAGAACAUUGGUUCGUUUGGUGGUGAUUCUUCACGUGUGACACUCUUCGGCGAAUCUGCCGGCUCGGCAUCUGCCACGGCACAUUUGGCAGCUCCUGACAGUUACUCCUAUUUCAGUAAAAUCAUCGCCAAUAGUGGAACAAUUAUGAAUUCCUGGGCCAGCCGGACGCCAGAGACAAUGCUGGAGCUGUCUAUGAGGUUAGCAAAGCGAUUGAACUGCACAUCUAAGGGUACCGAUGCUAUCUCCAUUCACAACUGUCUACGUGGUGUUCCCGCCUCAGUUAUUCAGGUCAGAAAAAGGAUAUCGGCCGAAAAAUUGUGA
Molecule: messenger RNA, 692 nt
Organism: Angiostrongylus costaricensis
Lineage: Eukaryota; Metazoa; Nematoda; Chromadorea; Rhabditida; Metastrongylidae
Source: the annotation of a GenBank genome assembly